AGCUUGUUAAGCACAUUCCCUUGCCUUUCCGAUCCUAUGGGUCUAACGUCCAUACAUGAACCAAAAAAAUCCGCAUCCUUCUGGUCAGCAUGAACGACCCGGGAACAGAUGAGCCUCUGCGCGAAGUCGCGGAGGAAAUGGAGGAAAACCAGUAUGAGGGAGAGGACAAGGAGGAGCAAGACGCCGAAGAAGACUUCUUAGAUCCCAGCCGUUGGUGGUUCACGUCUACGGCUUGCCCGCUCAUCGCUGGCACAUUUGGACCUAUGGCAAGUGCAUUUAGUAUCUGCGCCCUCGUCGUGUAUUGGCGAGAGUACAUCCCCGAAGGAGGUACAGAAGCACACGGUGAACCCAUUAAAGAUCCAGCCUGGCUGACUGCGUUAAACUCAAUAUCGCUUGUCCUGGCUUUGAUUGCAAACAUAGCGCUUCUCCUAAAUAUGACUCGGAGACUCAAGUUCGCAGUGGCACAGCCUAUUACGAUUGUUGGCUGGCUUUUGGCCUCUGCGCUAUUGAUUGCCCUAGUCUCGGUUGCUAGCACCCGCUCAUUCCGCCUGGAACCGCCAGAGAGACAUGCUCUCACCCAGGCCUACUAUUAUGCUAUCAUGGCCUCAGCUCUAUACUUCAUAGUUGCGUGCCUCAUGGUCCUCACUGUUGUAGGAGCUCAUCGGGGCCAUUACGAGAAGGAGUUCCGUCUUACGCUUGUCCAGCGAACUCUCAUGCUUCAAACCAUUGCCUUCAUGAUGUACUUGCUCGUAGGAGCUUGUAUCUUUAGUUACAUUGAAGACUGGAAGUUCCUUGAUUCUGUAUAUUGGGCUGACUUCACACUGCUCACUGUCGGCAUCGGCGAUGACUUUACUCCCAAGACUCAUUUAGGACGAUCGCUUCUCUUUCCGUACGCUGUUGGCGGUAUUGUCACCAUCGGUCUAGUUAUCGGCUCAAUUAGAUCUUUGAUCCUUGAACGAGGAAAGGCCAAAAUGACGGCACGAAUGACGGAGAAAAAGAGAGAGAAGGUUCUAAACACCGUUAACUUGGACAAGAGGACGAUCAAGAUCAGCACGUUCAAGACGAUCUCGUUCUCGCAGAAAGGCUUGUCCGAAGAUCAGCGACGCGAGCAAGAGUUUAACAUCAUGCGAAAGAUUCAAGCCGACGCGUCAUCAAAUCGCAAGUGGAUGGCUCUGGGGCUUUCCACAGUUGCAGCAAUGACUCUUUGGCUUGUAGGUGCCGUCGUCUUCCAAAUUGCUGAACGAAAGCAAGGAUGGUCGUAUUUUGUUGCCUUGUACUUUUCAUACACUAGUUUGCUCACGAUCGGAUACGGAGAUUUGCAGCCAACUUCAAAUUCUGGCAAGCCUUUCUUUGUCUUUUGGUCACUGCUCGCUGUUCCGACCCUUACAGUACUGAUCAGCAACAUGGGAGAUACAGUUGUUAAAGCAAUCGCCGACGUAGUGGACUGGACAGGAACCCUAACAAUAAUGCCAGGUGAGAAUGGGGCUAAAGCGGCGUGGCGUUCAGCAAUACAGGGGCUUGCCCGGAAGGUUCACAACAAUGAAUGGGAGACUGCAGUACCUGGGAAAGCCCUUCCCAAAAAAGGUGGAGAUCAGUCCGAUGAGAGUCAAAAGCGUAGUGUGCAGGCGCAUGCAAUGGCUCGAUUAUCGCAAUACAUCGAGGAGGAAGAACUUAGGCAUGCAAGAGAAGCAGGUAGGCAUGGUGAUCUUACCGAACGUGACAGACAUCUCUACCAUUAUGUCCUGUCAAAAGAAAUAAGGCAACUGAUGAAGGAUAUCCAAGCAACACCUCCUAAGCAGUACUCGUACCAUGACUGGGCGUGGUAUCUGAAGCUACUUGGCCAAGACGAAGAUGAUAGAAAAUAUCACCGGGAUCCUCCCGUUUUGCCAGAUCAGAAAAGAGCGGAUGCAAAGAACGAAUCAGAGUACCUUGGCCAAGGAAUGGGUCCUAAUGGUGAUCUCAGCUGGUCCUGGCUGGGUACCAGGAGUCCUCUCAUGGGCAACAAGAGCGAAGCUGAGUGGCUCUUGGAGAAGCUCAGUGAGGCUUUGGAGCUUGAAUUGUACGAAAUGCAUUCUGGCAGGAGGUGUCGACACAAACCCCCAAUUUCGUUCCAGGACGUUCUCGACAAGGAGAAAGAGCGGAAACGUUCAAUCGGCUCCGAAAAAGUGAAUGCAGCUGCAGAGGAAGUUGCGGCAGAAGACGAAACGAAAAGAUCCGCGAGCAGCUCAAAAGAUUCAGAUGAACAAAAUCGUUAGUUGAUUGACGACAUGACGAGAUUGGGGAAAAAAAAGAAUAAGGAGAGUUAGCACGCAUUACAGGGAAAGUCAACAGAAAUAUCAGAAUGAUUGCUCACGAACGGCAUUGCUUUGACUAGGAUACCCGCUGUGUUGCCAGCACCUGUAUUUUAGUUCUAUAAGAACGACACAAAAAGCUUUUGAUCUUACAAUACUCUCGAGGCAACGGUUGAGGACAGGGGAAAAAAAUUUCCAUGUUUUUGGACACAA
This is a messenger RNA of Verruconis gallopava, 2504 nucleotides long. RefSeq lists its product as uncharacterized. Gene Ontology annotation, biological process: stabilization of membrane potential; potassium ion transmembrane transport. Gene Ontology annotation, molecular function: potassium ion leak channel activity. The transcript has 3 exons. Gene Ontology annotation, cellular component: membrane. NCBI's taxonomy places the organism in Eukaryota, Fungi, Ascomycota, Dothideomycetes, Venturiales, Sympoventuriaceae. Bases 90 to 2255 code for a protein of 721 amino acids. The record is from RefSeq and is a predicted model, not a curated record.